Messenger RNA from Auxenochlorella protothecoides, 3207 nucleotides. Its product is annotated as Splicing factor 3B subunit 3. Gene Ontology annotation, cellular component: U2 snRNP; nucleus. Gene Ontology annotation, biological process: mRNA splicing, via spliceosome. The transcript has 20 exons. Bases 1 to 3207 code for a protein of 1068 amino acids. Lineage: Eukaryota; Viridiplantae; Chlorophyta; Trebouxiophyceae; Chlorellales; Chlorellaceae. Gene Ontology annotation, molecular function: protein binding; U2 snRNA binding. The record is from RefSeq and is a predicted model, not a curated record.
AUGUAUCUCUACAACCUGACCCUCAGCCGGGCCUCGGCCAUCACGAGUGCCAUCUAUGGGAACUUCUCUGCCCCCAAGCUCCAAGAAAUCAUCGUUUCACGGGGCAAGGUCCUGGAGCUGCUGCGACCAGACGAGAAUGGGCGCAUGCAGACCAUCUGCAGCACUGAGGUGUUUGGCCUGAUCAGAGCCAUCCAGCCCUUCAGAUUCCCGGGCGCGCAGCAGGACUACGUGAUCUGCGGCUCCGACUCGGGCCGCAUCAUCAUCCUCCAGUUCUCCAAGGAAAAGAAUGCCUUUGUCAAGAUCCACCAGGAAACGUUCGGGAAGAGUGGAGCCAGGCGCAUCGUCCCCGGCGAGCACCUGGCCGUGGACCCCAAGGGCCGCGCCUGCCUCAUCGGCGCCCUGGAGAAGCAGAAGUUCGUGUACGUGCUGAAUCGCGACAAUGAGGCGCGGCUGACCAUCAGCAGCCCCCUGGAGGCGCACCGGGGUCAAACCCUUGUCUACAGCGUCGUGGGGUUGGACAUGGGCUUCGACAACCCCAUCUUCGCCGCCAUAGAGCUGGACUACACCGACGUCGACCAGGACCCGACGGGCGAGGCGGCCUCCGAGGCCCAGAAGCACCUCACCCUGUAUGAGCUGGACCUGGGGCUGAACCACGUGGUGCGCAAGCAGAGCGACCCCAUCGACAACGGUGCAAACAUGCUGGUCCCCAUUCCCGGCGGCGGCGACGGCCCAGGGGGCGUCAUUGUGUGCGCUGAGAACUUUGUCAUCUACCGGGCGGUGGAGGGGCGGGAGCUGCGGGCCGUCAUCCCACGCCGGUCCUCCCUCCCCGGUGAGAAGUCGGUGCUCAUCGUUUCAGCGGCCACGCACAAGCAGAAGAACCUCUUCUUUGUCCUCCUCCAGAGCGAGUAUGGCGACCUGUACAAGCUGACGCUCGACUACGAGGGCGAGAUUGUUCGGGACAUGCACGUCAAGUACUUUGACACCAUCCCCCCGGCCUCCUCCAUCUGCGUCAUGCGCAAGGGCUUCCUGUUUGCCGCCUCGGAGCUGGGGGACCAUGCGCUGUACCAGUUCCAGGCGAGGAGGGUGUUCUUCGAUCCCCGACCACUGACCAACCUGGACCCCAUUGAUAGUUUGGAGUCUCUGGCUCCCAUCCUGGACCUCAAGCUGGCCAACCUGGCGAACGAGGAGAUCCCGCAGCUGUACGCCGCCUGCGGGCGCGGAUGCCGCAGCAGCCUGCGGGUCCUGCGCCCCGGCCUGGGCAUUGCAGAGAUGGCCGUGUCCCCCCUGCCUGGCAAUCCCACAGCAGUGUGGACGGUGCGCCGCUCUCAGGCUGCGGAGUACGACGCGUACAUCGUGGUGUCCUUUGCCAACGCCACGCUGGUCAUGUCCAUCGGCGAGACGGUGGAGGAGGUGUCGGACAGCGGGCUGGCGGGCGGCCUCGCCACGCUGGGCGUGCAGCUGCUGGCCGACGAUAGCCUGCUGCAGGUGCACGCGGGCGGCCUGCGCCACGUGGCGCUGGCCCUGGCGGGGGGCGACCUGCUCCUCUUCGAGCUGAAUGCGCAGGGGCAGCUGGUGGAGAGCGAGAAGCGGCCGCUGGGCGGCGAAGCCCUGGGCGCCGCGCCGGAGUCGCUACUGCUGGCCGCCUCGCCCGGCGGCGGGCUCACCCUCGCCGUUGGCCUGGCCACGGGCCUGCUCCUGCGCACCGAGGUGGACCCCGUCACCGGCGCCCUCAGCGACACGCGCUCCCGCUUCCUGGGCACGCGCGCGCCGCGCCUGUUCCGCGUCGCCCUGGGCGGCGCGCCCGCCAUGCUGGCCCUCUCCUCCCGCCCCUGGCUGGGGUACGCGGACCAGGGGCGCUUCGCACUCGUCCCCGGGUCGCACGCCGCGCUGGACUGGGCCGCGCCCUUCGCCUCCGAGCAGUGCCCCGAGGGGUUUGUGGCCGUCGCGGGGGGGCAGCUCCGCGUGCUGGCCGUCGAGCGCCUGGGCCAGCGCUUCGACCAGAGGGCGGUGCGCCUGCGCUACACGCCACGCGAACUCCUCAUCCACCCAGACCACAAGUUCCACGCCGUCGGGCUCGAGGCGGGGGAGGAAAGCGCCGCGGCGCUGGACCAGGUGGGGUGCCCGACGGGCCUGCCGGGGCGCUGGGGCUCAUGCGUGAGGGUGGUAGACCCGCUGGCCCUGGCCACCACCGACUGCGUGGAGCUUGGGGGGAACGAGGCCGCGCUAUGCGCCGCGCUGGUCGGCUUCGAGGGCGAGGACGCGCUGGUGCUGGCCGUGGGCGUGGCGCGAGGCCUGUCCUUCUAUCCCAAGCAGUCGGAAGGCGGCGCCAUCCACAUCUACCGCUUCGGCCCUGGGGGCCGGGCACUGGAGCUGGUGCACACCACACCCCUCGACGACAUCCCUCGGGCCAUGGUGGCCUUCCGGGGGCGGCUGUUGGCAGGGGUGGGGGCCUCCGUCCGCCUCUACGAUCUGGGCAAGAAGCGCCUGCUGCGCAAGAGCGAAUACCGGAAGCUUCCCACGGCGGUGGCAAAGCUGGCAGUCAACGGCAACCGCGUGUAUGUGGGGGACGCCAGCCAGUCGUUCCUGUACCUCAAGUACAAGAAGUCCGACAACAGCUUCUACGUCUUUGCCGAUGACACGGUGCCGCGAUCCAUCACCGCCGCCCUGAACCUCGACUACGACACGAUGGCGGGGGCAGAUCGCUUCGGCAACCUGCACAUCUCGCGCCUGCCGCCGGAGCUCUCCGCCCAGGUGGAGGAGGACCCCACGGGCGGCAAGUUUGCGGGGCAGAGCGGGGUGCUGGGCGGCGCGUCCAACAAGCUGGACUCCAUCAUCAAUUUCCAUGUGGGGGAGACGGUGACGGCGCUGCAGCGUGGAACGCUGCAGCCGGGGGGCCGGGAAGUGCUCAUCUACUCCACAAUCCUGGGUGGCCUGGGCACCCUGUUCCCCUUUGCCAGCCGCGAGGACCUCGACUUCUUCCAGCACCUGGAGCUGCACAUGCGGGCGGAGGCCCCGCCGCUACUGGGCCGCGACCACCUUGCCUUCAGGUCCGCCUACUUCCCUGUCAAGUCGGUGGUGGACGGGGACAUCUGCGAGCAAUUUGCACAGCUGCCCAUCGACAAGCAGCGGCAGAUCGCGAGCGAGCUGGAUCGCAGCCCAGGGGAAGUGCUCAAGAAGCUGGAGGAUGUGCGAAACCGCAUAAUCUGA